AUGGCUUCGAUCGUCGACCAGCAGCCCGAGUGGUCUGCCCAGCGCGUGCGCGACACCUUCCUGGACUACUUCAAGAAGAAUGGCCACACCUUCGUGCCCUCGUCCUCGGUCGUGCCGCUGUCCGACCCUACUCUGCUCUUCACCAAUGCCGGCAUGAACCAGUACAAGUCCAUCUUCUUGGGUACCGUUGAUCCCAACUCGGACUUUGCUACGCUGAAGCGUGCCGUCAACUCGCAGAAGUGCAUUCGCGCUGGUGGCAAGCACAACGAUCUGGACGAUGUCGGCAAGGACAGCUAUCACCACACCUUCUUCGAGAUGUUGGGCAACUGGAGCUUCGGCGACUACUUCAAGAAGGAGGCAAUCACAUACUCCUGGGAGCUGCUGACCAAGGUCUACGGCCUGGACCCCGACCGUCUGUACGUCACCUACUUCGAAGGCGACAAGAGCCUGGGUCUCGAGGCCGACGAGGAGGCGCGGCAAUACUGGAAGGACGUGGGCGUUGCCGAUGACCACAUCCUGAAGGGCAAUGCCAAAGACAACUUCUGGGAGAUGGGCGACCAAGGCCCUUGCGGCCCUUGCAGUGAGAUCCACUACGACAGGAUAGGCGGCGGCCGCAACGCCAGGGACCUCGUCAACAUGGACGACCCCAAUGUCCUUGAGAUCUGGAACAACGUCUUCAUCCAGUACAACCGCGAGCCUGACAGGUCGCUGAGGUCGCUGCCCAACAAGCACGUCGACACCGGUAUGGGCUUUGAGCGUCUCGUUUCCAUCCUGCAGGACAAGCCGUCCAAUUACGACACCGACGUCUUCACCCCGCUGUUCAAGACCAUCCAAGAGAUCACCGGUGUGAGGGAGUACCGGGGCAAGUUCGGCGACGAGGACCCUGAUGGGAUCGACACUGCUUACCGCGUCGUUGCUGAUCACGUUCGUCUGCUUACCUUCGCCAUCUCUGACGGCGCCAUUCCCGACGCCGUUGGCCGUGGCUACGUCGUUCGCCGUGUCCUGAGGCGAGGUGCCCGCUAUGCCCGCAAGUACCUGCACACCGACAUCGGCAACUUCUUCUCCAGGAUCGUGCCGAAGCUCGUGGAGCAGGUCGGCGGCAUGUUCCCCGAAAUCAAGAAGAGGGAGCAGGAUGUCAAGGAGAUUCUGGACGAGGAGGAGCAGGCGUUUGCGAAGAGCUUGGACCGUGGCGAGGUCAUGUUCGACAAAUACGCCAAGCAGGUCGAGCAGAGUGGAAGCAAGAAAAUCUCCGGAAAAGAUGUGUGGAGGUUGUACGAUACCUACGGUUUCCCUGAGGAUCUGACUCUCAUCAUGGCUGAGGAGAGGGGUCUCACCAUUGACGAUGCUGAGGUCAGAGAGGCGCAGGCCAUCGCAAAGGAGGCCAGCAAGGGUGCGAAGAAGGCUGGUGCCAACGUGGUCAAGCUGGAUGUGCACGCUCUCGGCCAUCUUCAGGAGUUGAAGAUUGCUCCGACGGACGACUCGUUCAAAUUCGCCAAGGACAACAUUACCGCCAAGAUCAAGGCCAUCUUCCAUCCGGAGAAGAAAUUCAUCAAGAGCACGAGCGAGGCUGGCGAGGGCGAGCAGAUCGGUCUGGUCUUGGACAAGACAAACUUCUACGCCGAGCAAGGUGGUCAGGAGUAUGACACUGGCAAGAUACUGAUUGAGGGUGCCAACGAGGCUGCCUUCGAUGUGCAGAACGUCCAGGUCUCAAACGGCUACGUUCUCCACACCGGCUUUCUCAGCUAUGGCGCUCUUUCGCUCGAAGACGAGGUCAUCUGCGAGUAUGAUGAGCUGCGCCGCAACCCGAUUCGCAACAACCACACCGGCACACACGUGCUGAACUACGCCCUCCGCGAGGUUCUUGGUUCGGACAUUGAUCAGAAGGGUUCUCUUGUCGCGCCCGAGAAGCUGCGUUUCGACUUUUCUUGGAAGAAGGGCGUCACCGAUGCCGAGAUCCAAAAGAUCGAGACCAUCUCCAACGGCUACAUUCGCGACAACCGUACCGUGUACAUCGAGCCUAUCGCUGUUGCCGAUGCGCACAAGAUCCGCGGUGUCCGCGCCGUCUUCGGCGAGAAGUACCCCGACCCCGUCCGCGUCGUCUCGAUUGGUGCCACACUCAAGGAGAUCAUGGCAGACCCCGAGAACGAGAAGUGGGAGAAGCUCAGCAUCGAGUUCUGCGGCGGCACCCACGUGGCCAGCACGGGCGAGAUCAAGGAGCUCGUCGUCAUCGAGGAGAACGGCAUCGCCAAGGGCAUCCGUCGCAUCAUCGCCGUCACCGGCCAGGGCGCGUACGACGUCCAGCGCGUCGCGGCCGACUUCUCCAAGGAGCUGGAGCGCCUCGAGAAGAUGCCGUUCGGGGCGGAGAAGGACGCGCUGCACAAGAAGACGCAGGUCGAGCUGAACGAGCUCUCGAUCGCGCUGCUCGACAAGGCCAAGUUCCGCGAGCGCUUCGACAAGGUGACCAAGGCGAUCGUGGCCGAGCAGAAGAAGCAGAGCAAGGCCGUCAGCAAGAAGGUCGUCGACGCCAUCACCGACUACUUUGCGCAGAACAAGGACGCCAAGUUCCUGGUGCAGAGGCUCGAGUACGACGCGCAGUACACCAAGGGCGCCAUCGGCGAGGCCAUCAAGCACGUCAGCAGCAAGCAGAAGGAUAAGACGGUCUACCUGAUCGCGGGUGACGUUCAGGACGGCAAGGUCGCGCACGGUUGUUACCUGGGUGAUCACUUCGAGGCACAGGGCGCUUCUGCUGCCGAGUGGUCUACUUCCGUGUCGGGAGCCGUCGGUGGUAAGGCUGGCGGCAAGGGCAAGACCUCCAUCGGUCAGGGCACCAGCCCCGAAAAGUUGGAUGAGGGCGUCGAACUCGCGAGGAAGUAUCUGGAGAAGUUCCAGAUCUGA
This is a messenger RNA of Diplodia corticola, 2895 nucleotides long. RefSeq names its product alanyl-trna synthetase. The record is from RefSeq and is a predicted model, not a curated record. Gene Ontology annotation, cellular component: cytoplasm; mitochondrion. Gene Ontology annotation, biological process: alanyl-tRNA aminoacylation; tRNA modification. Gene Ontology annotation, molecular function: amino acid binding; aminoacyl-tRNA deacylase activity; alanine-tRNA ligase activity. The transcript has 2 exons. The coding region runs from base 1 to 2895 and encodes 964 amino acids. Lineage: Eukaryota; Fungi; Ascomycota; Dothideomycetes; Botryosphaeriales; Botryosphaeriaceae.